Messenger RNA from Lagopus muta (rock ptarmigan), 1261 nucleotides. RefSeq names its product UDP-galactose-4-epimerase (gene GALE). Gene Ontology annotation, biological process: beta-D-galactose catabolic process via UDP-galactose, Leloir pathway. The transcript has 11 exons. Lineage: Eukaryota; Metazoa; Chordata; Aves; Galliformes; Phasianidae. The record is from RefSeq and is a predicted model, not a curated record. Bases 109 to 1152 code for a protein of 347 amino acids. Gene Ontology annotation, molecular function: UDP-glucose 4-epimerase activity. Gene Ontology annotation, cellular component: cytosol.
CUUCCGGCCAGGCUGACACGUCCGCAGGUGGUUCGGAACGCGUGGCAGCGGGGGCGGGAAGCCCCGGCCGGCCCGGCCUUAAAGGCGGGGCGGAUUUGGGCGGAGGCCAUGGCGGAGCGCAUCCUGGUGACCGGCGGCGCGGGGUAUAUCGGCAGUCACUGCGUGCUGCAGUUGGCCGAGGCGGGCUACGAGCCCCUGGUCAUCGACAACCUCCGCAACGCCGCCAGAGGGCCCGGCGCGCUCCCCGAGAGCCUGCAGCGCGUGCAGCGCAUCGCGCGGAUGCCCAUCGCCUUUCAGGAGCUCGACAUCACGGACGGGGCCGCGCUGCAGCAGCUCUUCAGCACGCACCGCUUCUCGGCCGUGAUGCACUUCGCGGGGCUGAAGGCAGUGGGUGAGUCUGUGCGACAACCAUUGGAGUACUACGGUGUGAACCUGACCGGCACCAUUCGGCUGCUGGAGGCCAUGGAAGCACACGGCGUGAGGAACAUCGUGUUCAGCAGCUCCGCCACUGUCUAUGGUGACCCACAAUACCUGCCCCUGGAUGAGAAGCACCCAGUCGGGGGCUGCACCAACCCCUAUGGCAAAUCUAAGUACUUCAUUGAGGAGAUGAUCCAGGACCUCUGCAAAGCAGAGAAGGGCUGGAACGCCAUUCUCCUGCGCUAUUUUAAUCCCAUUGGUGCCCAUGAGUCUGGAAUGAUCGGAGAAGACCCUCAGGGCAUACCCAACAACCUCAUGCCCUAUGUGGCACAGGUGGCAGUGGGGCGCCAGGAAUUCCUGAGUGUGUUUGGAAAUGACUAUGAGACAGCAGAUGGGACGGGUGUUAGGGAUUAUAUCCAUGUUGUGGAUUUGGCCAAGGGACAUAUUGCUGCUUUGAAGAAGCUCAAAGAGAACUGUGGCUGCAAGAUCUACAAUCUGGGCACUGGCACAGGCUACUCUGUCCUGCAGAUGGUCCAGGCCAUGGAGAAGGCCUCAGGAAGGAAGAUCAAGUACAAGAUCACGGGCCGGCGGGAGGGAGAUGUGGCUGCCUGCUAUGCUAACCCAGAGCUUGCUGAGCGUGAGCUGGGCUGGAAAGCUGCAUUUGGCCUGGACAAGAUGUGCGAGGACCUGUGGCGCUGGCAGCUGCAGAAUCCCACAGGAUACAGCAAGAACUGAGCCCAGGUCCGAGGGCUCGUUCUACGGUCCUGGGUUCAGGGCCUGCCCCCCCCACCUGCCUCCAUGCUUCCUCAUCCUUACCCCACCAGGUCCUCUGCAUCUCACAGAA